AUGUGGCUCUCGUCUUUUGCUGCUCCUGACGCCCACGAGCAGCACAUUGUGCGUGUAAAUGUAUGGAAUACACACAGUAUUGCUUUCUAUCCUUCCGAUGAUGUGCUUUCUCUUGCAGUAACGUUCGAUCUGGCGCUUCUACGUCGUCUACGUGUGGUUCAUGACUCGUUUGUGACACUUUCCUUCCAAGAGCGAUGUCAUGUAGCAAGAUUACGCUUAGUACCAAAGCCAAUAGUAAAACCAAGUCAAGAGAAUAAUGAGCACAUUCAUGCCGACAUAAUGCUGUCACCACUUUUAGCCUUUAACCUUGGCAUCUCGUUGACCAGUCACGCAAUUCUAUCGAUGACUGUUUCCUCUACUUCUUCACAAGAAUUGGGACUUCCACUGCAUCCAGAACAGCCAUUCCGUCGAAAACAGCAAGAACAACCUGCACCAGCUUUGAACGCCAUCAUUGCACCUCUUUUAAUCUCAAAUCUAUCGUGUCGUCAUCAUGUUUUGCUGCAACAACGCGACGGACUUUUAGACGCUAUCCGAACGUAUUUUGCAUCACCUAAAGUUUUGCAAGUUGGAGAUGUUUUUGCCGUGGAACUACGGGAGACGACACAAUCUCAUGUUCCCAAGGAGAACAAACGAUACAAGGAUAACUAUGAGCCCUACAAGUGCGUAGAAAUACCUGCUAUCUGUAUGGUAGCAACAGAAGGUGAAGCACCUGAUUCGAUGACUGAAGUCAUGCCGCCGACAUUGGAUCUAGACACUGUACUUAUGUUCUUUCGAGUUGAAAAAUUGAGUGGGGAAAAUAAAGACGCUCUAGCGCUAACAAUAUCCCAUGCUACGAAGCUUAUGCAAGGAUCUUCGACUUCAGCAGUAUCGCCUGAUGAAGCAACUAUCAAACAGUUCUUGAUGCAGAGCCGACAUGGUGGCACUGUACCUUCAUUUGACUCACCAUUGCCGUCGGCUAUUCAGCAAAAACUAUACGAAGUGCUUUACCCGACACAGUUGUGCGAGAUUCCUGUAUCAGUUCUUCUUAGUGGUGCUCGUGGUGUUGGCAAGAGAACUCUUGUUCACCAGGUAGCAAAGCAGUUGGGUGUGAUUACAGUGGAGGUACCGUUCACUGAGCUCCCGGGACAAUCAGAGCUACAUUUGCUAGAAAAUGUGCGGGAUCAGGUAUCAAAGGCGCAAGCGCUGUCACCGUGCCUCCUUUACAUCAGCCACUUUUUUUCAAUUGAAAAACACAAUGAGGAAGCAGAGUUGCGCAUUGGUGCUGUUCUCUCUGAGUGCAUUCGCUCACUCAGUCAGAACCAACACAGCAUCCCGCUAAUCGCAUGCGUGGAAGACGUAAACGAAGUGCCCAAAUUUAUCCGGCAGUGUUUUUUGUAUGAGAUGCAUCUCGAGAUACCUGAUCAGUCUAAGCGACUUGAGUUCUUGCAGCACAUGGCAGCGUCUAUAGAGUUCAAUGACGACGUGGAUUUGAUGGAGAUUUCACAGUUGACAGCGGGUCAAACAUAUGGAGAGCUGUCAGCUAUGUUAGCAGAUGCCGGUAGUCUUGCAAUUGAACGAAUCCUUAGUGGCGGGACUGACGCAAGUAAGCAAUCGUUGAGUGAUGUGGUGUUUGGCAAUUUCGAUAAUCUGCUGUCCCAUCAAUGUUCUAUCUCGUAUAACGAUAUGCUGAAAGCUACACAAAGUCAGCAAGCGCAGGCAUCAUCCGCUAACAUCGGUAAUGCAUCGAUUCCGAAUGUGAAAUGGACUGACGUGGGUGGUUUGGAAGAUGUGAAGGAUGAGAUCUUAGAUGUCGUGCGGCUACCGAUCGAGCAUCCAGAACUUUUUGCUAGUGGUGUACGUCAACGCUCUGGUAUCUUGUUGUAUGGACCUCCAGGAACGGGAAAAACAUUGCUAGCAAAGGCCAUUGCAACGGAAUGCAAUCUCAACUUUCUCAGUGUCAAGGGACCAGAACUACUAAACAUGUAUAUUGGCGAAAGCGAGAGAAAUGUGCGGCAGGUUUUUGCAAAGGCUCGCAGUUGUCGCCCUUGCAUUCUUUUCUUCGACGAGUUAGAUUCACUAGCUCCAAUGCGUGGGCGCGGGUCGGAUUCUGGCGGUGUCAUGGACCGCGUAGUAUCGCAGCUACUGACGGAGAUUGAUGGUCUUAGUGGUGGUGGCAAUGACCAAGUGUUUGUAAUUGGAGCUACAAACCGUCCCGACUUGUUAGAGACGGGUUUAUUGCGUCCAGGACGCUUUGAUCGUUUACUAUACCUUGGUAUUUGUAACGACAAAGCAGCUCAGCUAAAAGUACUAAAGGCGCAGACAAGAAAGUUCACAUUGGCCGAGGAUACUGUUUUGACUGCAGUGAUUGAGCAUUGUCCGACUAAUUUCACGGGUGCUGACUUUUACGCGCUCAGUUCAAGUGCGUUAGCUGCUGCACUAAAGGAUCGUGUGGACUCUCUCGAUCGACAACUUGAAGAAAUUAAUGCAGAGGACUGUUACUCGUCAAGUCCCAUGACAAUUCGCUUGCUGCUUAAUCGCUUGUCACAAGAAGAGCUACGUGUGUGUGUUAGUCAACAACACUUCAUCACGGCGCUUUCGCAACUUGUUCCAUCUGUGUCACCAGCUGAAAUCCAGCACUAUGAAAAUUUAAGAAGGCAGUACAGUUCCAGGUAA
Peronospora belbahrii is the source of this 2652-nucleotide messenger RNA. The record is from the annotation of a GenBank genome assembly. Lineage: Eukaryota; Oomycota; Peronosporomycetes; Peronosporales; Peronosporaceae.